AUGUCAGACAUUGUGCAUGGGAUUACUUUUGCUGUAAGUGACAUUUCUAAAGUUUGGAAACUUGCUGAAUACUUGUCUCUAUUUUCCCUAUUGGUACUGAAGAUCAACAACCCAAUUUUCAAAAUUGGGCUAGCUUUGCAUGUUGGCCUACAGGUGAUGCUUAUCCUGUUGUAUUCCCCGAUGGUUUAUUUCAAACUAAUUGAGGGGGGUCAGGCGAAUAAUAAGCAGGUUUCUCUUGGUUUGAUUCAAAAAUUUGUAAGUUUUGUCCCAAAUAUGAUGUACAAAUUAUCAAGGCUUGCUUUGAAAUUGCUUAUAACUCUAUUGGCCAAACUUACAGGUGCUUCAUUUAAGAAUGUCAAUAUUGAACCAUUAGCGUCUGUUAUAACAUACCUGUAUAUUAUGCUACGAAAAACAUUGGCUUUGGUUGUCUCUAUUUAUGUGACAAGUGAAGAUGAUGAAUCUAAACAUACGAAAGCAUUUGCAGUAUAUGCCGUAUUUGUUCUCAUUGAAAUGAAAUAUGUGAAAGAUUUAAUGAGAUCAUUUUCAGCACAAAGUUCUAGACCUUCAAUUACCGAAAUUCUGAAAUCUAUUGUUAAAUUAGAUGUCACUAGAAAUGAUACAAAAUCCAACCAAAGUACCCUGAAUGGCUUGCAAACUCUACGUAGCCGCCUCCUAACUGUCACGGCUUUAGUUGUUGUUUUCUUUCUUUAUCUCACAUUCAACAAUGCUUUAGAAUUUAUUGAUGAUGAUAAAAUAUGGAUCGCUACUGCCAAAACGAUCGUUAUGAUUGAUGCACUAUUUAUCGAAAGUUUGAUUGUUGAGUUACUUGGCCUCGAUCUGAAAUUCUUAAACAAAAAUAAUACUCUUGUUUGA
Messenger RNA from Pichia kudriavzevii, 873 nucleotides. RefSeq lists its product as uncharacterized. Lineage: Eukaryota; Fungi; Ascomycota; Pichiomycetes; Pichiales; Pichiaceae. The transcript has a single exon. The record is from RefSeq and is a predicted model, not a curated record. The coding region runs from base 1 to 873 and encodes 290 amino acids.